UUUUAUCAUCAAUCCACCUUCCAUGUUUCAGCAACUGUUCUCUUUUUUGUCAAAGGAGUCUUUCUUCUUCUUCCCUCUUCCAAGUGUUGAACGACGGAGAAUCUGAGAGUCUCAGCUGAGGAAGGGAAAGUCGAGUUUAAGCAUGGGUAUCCGAAAAACAUCAGGCGAGGGCGGUGGAGGGGUUGAUUCUCUGAGCGAAAGAGCAGCUAUGAUGAGGGAGGCAGUGCAGAAGAGUCAGUCCAUCACAGAUAACAUAGUUUCCAUCUUGGGUUCUUUCGAUCAUCGCCUCUCGGCCCUUGAAACUGCCAUGCGCCCCACUCAGAUCAGGACACAUUCUAUACGGAGAGCUCAUGAGAACAUUGACAAGACCUUGAAGGCUGCCGAUGUAAUUUUGAGCCAGUUUGAUCUUUAUCGACAGGCAGAAGCUAAAAUACUAAAAGGGCCACACGAAGAUCUGGAAAGCUAUCUUAAGGCAAUUGAACAUUUAAGAGGCAAUAUUAAGUUUUUCAGCAACAACAAAAGCUUUAAGAGUAGUGACGGAGUGCUCAACCAUUCAAAUACUUUACUUGCCAAAGCUAUUUCCAAGCUUGAAGAGGAACUUAAGCAUAUCUUAUCAUCUUACAGCAAAGCGGUUGAACCUGAUCGUCUUUUUGAAUGUCUUCCAAAUUCAAUGAGACCAUCAGCGGAGUCACCUGGAGACCAGACCAGUGGCAAACACCCCUCAUCCAGUAGUCAUGCAGAUCCAAAUAACAAUGUGACUGAAAAUGCUGUGUACACACCACCAACCCUUAUACCUCCAAGGGUUCUUCCUUUACUGCGUGAUUUAGCACAGCAAAUGAUUCAAGCUGGUAACCAGCAGCAGUUACUAAAAGUAUACAGGGAUGCACGGUCUCCAGUUUUGGAAGAAAGCCUUCAUAAGUUGGGUGUUGAAAAACUUAGCAAGGAUGAUGUACAGAAGAUGCAAUGGGAAGUUUUGGAAGCUAAAAUUGGGAAUUGGAUUCAUUUUAUGCGAAUUGCGGUAAAAUUGCUGUUUGCUGGUGAGCGUAAGGUUUGUGAUCAAAUUUUUGAAGGAUUUGAGUCUAUCAGAGAUCAAUGUUUUGCUGAAGUUACUGUUGGCAGUGUUGCUGUUCUACUCAGCUUUGGUGAUGCAAUUGCCAAAAGCAAGAGGUCACCUGAAAAACUGUUUGUGCUCCUUGAUAUGUACGAAAUAAUGCGCGAGCUUCACACAGAGAUUGAAGAACUAUUCAGGGGCAAGGCUUGCAAUGAAAUUAGAGAAUCUGCCUUUGGCUUGACUAAACGUCUUGCACAAACAGCCCAAGAGACCUUCAGUGAUUUUGAAGAAGCUGUUGAAAAAGAUGCAACUAAAACUGCAGUUUCAGAUGGAACUGUCCAUCCAUUAACCAGCUAUGUGAUCAAUUAUGUAAAGUUCCUUUUCGAUUAUCAAUCAACAUUGAAGCAGCUAUUCCAAGAAUUUGAAAACGGGGAGGACUCAAGUUCUCAGCUAGCUUCUGUAACAAUGCGAAUAAUGCAAGCUCUCCAAAUAAAUUUGGAUGGGAAAUCUAAGCAGUAUAAAGAUCCUGCUCUUACUCACCUCUUCCUUAUGAACAAUAUUCACUAUAUGGUCAGAUCUGUCCGCAGGUCUGAAGCCAAGGACCUUCUAGGGGAUGAUUGGGUGCAAAGACACCGACGAGUUGUCCAACAGCAUGCAAAUCAAUAUAAGAGGAUUGCUUGGGCAAAGAUAUUGCAAUCUUUAUCCAUACAAGGCCUAACAUCAUCCGGGGGAAGUGGUUCAGUCGGGGCAGAUGGACAAGGCAGUAGUGGAGCUUCACGAGCAGUUGUAAAAGAAAGAUUGAGGAUAUUCAAUUCACAGUUUGAGGAACUACAUCAAAAACAAACUCAAUGGACAGUCCCAGACACAGAGUUACGAGAGUCUCUGAGGCUUGCAGUUGCAGAAGUAUUACUGCCUGCAUACAGAUCUUUCAUUAAACGCUAUGGGCCUUUGGUUGAUAAUGGCAAGAGCCUACAGAAGUACAUCAGAUUCACUGCAGACGAUCUUGAGCACAUGCUUGGCGAAUUCUUUGAGGGUAAGGCGGCGGUCAAUGAUCCAAAACGCUAAGUUGUGGUGCAAAUAGAGGCUAUGAACUGUUCGCUUAUACCCGGAUUUGUGAAUGGCUCUCAUUGUAUCACUCGGCUUUUUCUUCACCGAGUUGGUUGAAGCUCUUUACAUUCAGAAUGACAUUUGUAUAAUUUAUUUAUUAAUUUAUUUAAUUCAUAAUGGUUUAUGUAGUUAUUAACUUAUUAUUAACCCUAGAUAUCUCAUAACUGUCAAGUUUAUAAUGGCCUUUCGGCUAGUUAGUAAUAAUAAUGGAAAAGUUUUGUAUGCUGUGAGAGCAUGAGG
Cuscuta epithymum is the source of this 2398-nucleotide messenger RNA. Lineage: Eukaryota; Viridiplantae; Streptophyta; Magnoliopsida; Solanales; Convolvulaceae. The record is from the annotation of a GenBank genome assembly.